AUGACUAGUUCACUGACCACCUCCGAAGCCAGAGUGAUCCCAAAAUCCAAAGGUUGGCCGGUCCCAGCCUACGGAGGGGUGUGCGGCCGACUUGUUGUGGAAGCCCAUGAGGGAGAACCUUUAGCGUCUCUCCUGCAUGUCCCCUGGCAUCGGAAACUAAAGUUUGCCAAGAAGAUCCUGGAUGCUGCAAUGGAUUUCACUUUUAAACAUGACAGGUUUCGCUUCUAUCUCAUGGAUUGGUCGUUAGACAACAUAGUUGCCAAUGAAAAGGACGAUAUCUCUUUUGUUGACCUUGAAGAUGUUAUCAUCCUUGACAAACACAUAUAUCCUGGAAAGGACCUCCCGUCCUGGUACCAACGGUACAGUAGAGAGAUCAUGGGCUCCGGAUUUACAUUUUCCAUUGAAAACAUGUGUAAACACCACCUGAGUGAUCAUAAUCUUUGGGCUGCUUGCUACAUUUUAGCUGGAGAUGAAAUGCCACUCUUAUAUCCUAUACCUAAGGAUGUCAAUGCAUACAGGCCUUAUUUAGAAAAGCUUUUGAAAGGCUGUCUGAAUGGAGAAGACAGGUUUAGCAGCAUAACCAAGUUACACCAUGUUGUUAAAGAGAUGUUGAUGGAUGAAAAGAUUGUCAGAUGA
Cydia strobilella is the source of this 636-nucleotide messenger RNA. RefSeq names its product divergent protein kinase domain 2A. The coding region runs from base 1 to 636 and encodes 211 amino acids. The transcript is spliced from 3 exons. The record is from RefSeq and is a predicted model, not a curated record. NCBI's taxonomy places the organism in Eukaryota, Metazoa, Arthropoda, Insecta, Lepidoptera, Tortricidae.